CUCCUGCCCACGGAUCUCCUUCCCUCCUCUCAGCCCUCACACCCAACCGACCACCUGCGGCGGCCACGACCUACGGUGUCCGACGGCGACACGCAGCGACCGACGGCGAUUCACGGAGACCGGCGACGGCGUGAGCUUCAUCUACAGCGACCAGCGUUGAUUUUGCAGCAGGUCCAGGCGUCCAGCAGUAACAGUUGCGGCAGUAAUAGGUCCGGCGACCGACUUGCAACGGUGCCCGGCGAUUUUGCAGCGGCGGGCGGGGGUUUCUAGCGGCAGUAACAGUUGCAGCAGCACUUGCAGCGGUAAUCACCUGCGACCUAGCCCGAGCCCACCGGCGGCGAUUUUUGCGAGUUUAACACCGUCACACCACCAUUACUGGCAGUGAAACCAUGAAGGAACUGAAGAAUUGAUUUAAACAGGUGUGGAUAAGCUUCUAUUUCAAGAAUUUGGAACAAUCUCUGGAUGUGAGCAUGGAUAUUUUUCAGGACUCUUGGAGUUCCAAGGAUGGUGAUAGUAAUGCAAUCCUCUUGGUGCAAAAGAAAAAGAAAAAAACAAAAUGUGCAAAACAGGGCCAGACAAAGAAAAAACCAAGCUUGAGCAAAUCUCAGAAAAGAAAGCUGAAGAAGUUGGAGGAGGAGAAGGAGAAAGCAACAUUGCUAUCUAAAAGCAUUGAAACCUUGGAGCAGUACAAGAUUAGAGAGGAUGCAUAUUCACUUCUGCGGUCUUCAGGGAAUAUUGGUCAGGCUGAGACUAUGCGGCAAAAACGCUUAAGGGCUAUUCAAUUUUCUAAAGUUGGUUUAGAAGUGCCACAAGAUGAUCCACCCUUAAAGAGAAGGGGUAAUGAUGAGAAUUUCUGCCAAAAUCAGUCUGAUGUUGAUAAAAGCCACCACAAGCAGGAGUCUAGUAAGAGUGACUUUCAGCAACCAGUGCUGGUAGACAGGGCAGAAAGAAGGGGUAAUGAUAAGAAUUACUGCCAAAGUCAGUCUGCUAUUGAUAGAAUCCACCACAAGCAGGAGUCUAGCAAGAAUGACUUUCAGCAACUAGUGAUAGUAGGCAGGGAAAAUGUUACUUCUGGAUCUUUAGACACUUGGCAUGAACCAGCAUAUAGCAGUCAACAAGAUACUGAUAUUGGAUUUGAUGUUAUAGUUUCCAAGGAAUCUUCUGACAAGGACAAUUGGACAUGCAUCCAAUAUCAGGAAAAAUCUUUGCUUAUGUCAUCAAAUCAAGAUCAGAGGAAAAAUACGAAUUUACAGAAUAGGGAGGAUGGUAGUCCCAAAUCAGAUACCCCUAGUACUGGUGUCUUUGUUAAUUCUUCUGUAAGGAGACCUAUUGCUCCUAUAGUUGUACAUGUAUCAAGACCAAAAGAAGUUGACAUCAAGAGGAAGGAUCUUCCAAUAGUCAUGAUGGAGCAGGAGAUAAUGGAAGCUAUAAAUGAGCAUUCUGCUGUUAUCAUUUGUGGAGAGACUGGUUGUGGUAAAACUACUCAAAUUCCUCAGUUCCUUUAUGAAGCUGGCUUUGGCUCAAACAAGUCUCAAGCUAGGAAUGGAGUAAUUGGUGUUACACAACCACGCCGUAUUGCUGUCCUUGCUACUGCUAAGCGAGUGGCAUUUGAGCUAGGUCUUCAUCUAGGAAAGGAGGUUGGCUUUCAAGUUAGACAUGACAAGAGGAUUGGUGACAGUUGCUCCAUCAAGUUCAUGACAGAUGGAAUUUUGCUUCGAGAAGUGCAGAGUGAUUUCUUGUUGAGGCGAUAUUCUGUUAUCAUUCUGGAUGAGGCCCAUGAGAGGAGCUUGAAUACUGAUAUACUAAUUGGAAUGCUUUCCCGUAUUCUGCGAGUCCGUCAGAAGUUAUAUGAGGAACAGCAAGAGAAGAUUCUUUCAGGAGUGAGAAUUAGUCCAGAAAAUAUGGUUUCUCAGUUGAAACUCGUGCUUAUGAGUGCCACCUUGCGAGUUGAGGACUUUGUUUCAGGAAGGAGGUUAUUUUAUGAACCCCCACCAGUUAUGGAAGUUCCAACCAGACAAUUUCCUGUCACCAUUCACUUUUCAAAGAGAACAGACAUUGUGGACUACAUUGGCCAAGCUUAUAAGAAGGUAAUGGCAAUUCACAAGAGAUUGCCACCUGGUGGCAUACUGGUCUUUGUCACUGGGCAGAGGGAAGUUGAAUAUUUGUGCAGGAAGUUCCGUAAAGCUUCAAAAGAUCUUUGUGAGAAUACUGCCAAAAGAAAAACUGAGAGUGAGGUCAGUGCAGCCCCUGAAGCAGGCUCCAUUGAUCAGGAUCUUGAAUUGAUGGACAUCAAGGAAGCAUUUGAAAUUCAUGAUCAUUCAUCACACCAGCAAACCGAUAGGUUUAGCUUUUACGAUGACAAUCAUGGUGAUCUCAAUGAGAGUGAGUUAGAUUCUUCUUAUGAUUCAGGAACAGAAAGCGAACUGGAAUGUGAUGAUGAUGUUGGAGAUCCUCUUAAUAAUGAAACCUUUGAGAAAGAGGGCAACCACUCCAAUGUUCUAGAAGAAUCUGGGAGCCUUGCACCACUGAAGGCUGCUUUUGUGGCUUUGGCAAGUAAAAAUGCACCUAACCCUAAUUCUAAGGAAAUUCUUCCUGCAACUGCCACUACAGAAGAGUGUUCAAGUCAAUCCCCUCCUAUUUCAUGGAAGAAACAUAGGGAAGGAGGUGUAUGUCUUGGUGCAUUGCGCCCCUUACCUCUUUAUGCUAUGCUACCUGCAACAGCACAGCUUCGUGUAUUCGAGGAGGUUCCAGAGGGAGAGCGGCUUGUUGUGGUUGCUACCAAUGUGGCAGAAACGUCUUUGACCAUCCCUGGCAUCAAGUAUGUUGUUGACACUGGGAGAGAGAAGGUCAAGAACUACAACUCCUCCAAUGGUAUGGAAACAUAUGAGAUACAGUGGAUAAGCAAGGCAUCAGCUGCUCAACGUGCAGGAAGAGCUGGAAGAACUGGACCUGGGCACUGUUACCGCCUCUAUUCUUCAGCAGUUUUUAGUAACUUUUUUUCUGACUUCUCAACUGCUGAGAUAUGCAAACUACCUGUUGAUGGUGUUGUGCUUCUUAUGAAAUCCAUGGGUAUUGAUAAGGUUGUCAAUUUCCCAUUUCCAACUCCUCCUGAGGCCACUGCCUUGUUGGAAGCUGAGCGUUGCUUAAAAGCUCUUGAAGCACUUAAUGACCAAGGAAGACUGACACCCCUAGGCAAGGCUAUGGCACAUUACCCCAUGAGUCCUCGUCACUCACGCAUGCUCCUUACUGUUAUUCAAAUAAUGAGCAAAGUACAAAGUUAUGCCAGAGCAAAUCUUGUUUUGGGUUAUGCAGUUGCUGCAGCUGCAGCUUUGAGUUUGUCAAAUCCCUUUAUCAUGCAGUUUGAAGGGAGUCAGGGUAACAAAGCUGAUUUGAAUCAAGAUGAGAAAUCUGAUACCGCAGAUGGCCAGAAAAUUCCAGACAAGCAAGAGAAGCUGAGACAGAAGAGAAUGAAAGAAAUAGCUAAACUGGCUCGUGCAAAAUUUUCCAACCCAAGCAGUGAUGCUCUCACCAUAGCCUAUGCUUUACAGUUGUUUGAGCUUACAGGAAACCCUGCAGAAUUCUGCCAAAAUAAUGCACUCCACCUGAAAACCAUGGAGGAAAUGUCCAAGAUGAGAAAACAGCUACUUCAAUUGGUAUUUCAUCAAAGCUCUAUAGAUUCUUUUCAACAAGAUUUCUCAUGGAUUCAUGGAACUAUCGAGGAUGUAGAAAAGGCUUGGAGGGUUUCUGCUUACAAGCAUCCACUCUUAUUGAAUGAGGAGGAGAUCUUAGGCCAAGCUAUCUGUGCUGGCUGGGCAGAUAGAGUUGCCAAGCGCAUUAGAGUACUUUCAGGGUCAUCAGAUGGAGAUAUAAAAGCUAAUGCAGUUCGGUAUCAAGCAUGCGUGGUUAAAGAAACUGUGUUUCUCCAUCGUUGGUCAUCUGUUUCUCGAUCAGCCCCUGAGUUUCUGGUGUACAAUGAACUACUUCACACAAAACGGCCAUACAUGCAUGGAGUUACAGCCAUAAAAUCAGAUUGGCUCAUCAAAUAUGCUUGGUCUUUAUGCUAUUUCUCAGCCCCACUUACAGAUCCAAGACCUUUUUAUGACCCUUUGACUGAUCAAGUAUUAUGCUGGGUCAGUCCAACUUUUGGUCCUCAUUUAUGGCAGCUUCCAUUGCAUAGUUUGCCAAUCAAAACUGACAUGCACAGGCUGUCUGUAUUUGCUUAUGCUUUGCUUGAAGGCCAUGUGUUGCCAUGUUUAAGAUCUGUGCAGAAGUUCUUGGCAGCCCCAGCAAUUACCAUUUUGAGACCAGAGGCAUUAGGGCAAAGGCGGGUUGGAAAUCUUCUCAACAAAUUAAAAACCAGGUCAAGGGUUAUUGAUAGCCGUGCAAAGUUAAAGGAGAUCUGGAAUGACAAUCCUCGAGAAUUAUAUAUGGAGAUUCUGGACUGGUUUCAGGAGAGAUUUCAUAACCAAUUUAAAGAGCUUUGGGCACAAAUGCAUCAUGAGGUUCUUUUGGAGCCCCAGGAACUCUUUCCCAAAAGGGUCAAGAAAGAAAAGAGAAAAAAGUAGAUAGGAUACUCAGUCCAAGGUACACUGAAAAGGAACGAGUUUGAUUAUUUAUUGACAGAGCAAGCUGACCGAUGUUUCUUCCUUCUGACAUGCAUUGGAGGUGUAUUAGCUGCAUUUGAGGUAGUGUUGUACUCCCAUUAUGUGCAUUGUCAAACUCAACCACUGGAGUCUUCUAAAUAACUAUUUGUGCUUUCAAAUGGAGAAUUGCCUGGCUUAUAGUUCCUGGUAUAUGUCAUCACAAGGAUGCUGUUGAUACCAGACAGCAUCUUUUUAUAUUGUACACAAAAAUAGAUUGAUAUAGGUUAAUCAUAAUUGGGAUCUGGGUUUGAUUUUUUUUCUUGUUUUAUAUAAAUUAUGUUCUUUGGCAGGGCUGACAUGCUAGAUUGCCCAUUAUAUUUUUUACCCUAUCUUGACCUUGCCAACGAGGCAACAAUUUUGUGGUUCGACCUGCAAACAAAGCUAACCUGCUAGGAGAGUAAAGAAAGUGCUAUUGUUUUUGGGCAUGAAUUGCAAGUUCAUGGAGUUGUUUUGUUCCUUAUUUGAUUCAAAUUCCAGAGUGAUAUUAUCUCAUUUUUA
Molecule: messenger RNA, 5141 nt
Organism: Nelumbo nucifera (sacred lotus)
Lineage: Eukaryota; Viridiplantae; Streptophyta; Magnoliopsida; Proteales; Nelumbonaceae
Gene: FAS4
Product: RNA helicase family protein
Biological process (GO): maturation of SSU-rRNA from tricistronic rRNA transcript (SSU-rRNA, 5.8S rRNA, LSU-rRNA)
Cellular component (GO): nucleolus; intracellular anatomical structure
Molecular function (GO): helicase activity; ATP binding; RNA binding
Source: RefSeq, a predicted model, not a curated record